AUGGCUGGCAUGUCAAGAUGCCGAAUACCGACUCGAGGCUUUGCUAGUCAAACUCCGUUGCGGCAGCAAACGGCUCCAGCCAGCCCGCGGAAUUUGAAAUGGGAUAGCAAGAAUACAUCUACAAUUCGAUGCUUACCAUAUUUAAUUCUCCAGAUAUGCCAACAAACCGGUUGGAAUGGACAACCUGUCUCAACACAUCUCACAAACACCGAUACGGGGUCUCGCGUUACUCCCGUCACAGACUCUCGCCGUCUUCGAAUAACAUUCAAUGCUUCCGUAUCUGAUGUUUUACCCUGGAAAUUCACUCCCCAGCAGCGAGAAGUGCGAGUUCUUCCCGGAGAAACGGCAUUGGCCUUUUAUACCGCUUCGAAUAAAGGUGACCAGGAUAUCAUCGGCGUCGCAACGUACAGUGUGACUCCAGCUCAGGUUUCGCCAUAUUUCAGCAAGAUUCAAUGCUUCUGCUUUGAGGAGCAGAGACUGAAUGCUGGAGAAACUGUUGAUAUGCCCGUCUUCUUCUUUAUUGAUCCAGAUUUCGCCAAGGAUCCUGCCAUGAGAGGAAUUGACACCAUCACACUAUCAUAUACAUUCUUUAGUAUGUCAACCAACCCUUCUCCUCAUCCAUUCCCUGAUAACUUUUUCUUUGAGUAUUUGUGCUAA
Trichophyton benhamiae CBS 112371 is the source of this 657-nucleotide messenger RNA. RefSeq lists its product as uncharacterized. Bases 1 to 657 code for a protein of 218 amino acids. The record is from RefSeq and is a predicted model, not a curated record. Gene Ontology annotation, molecular function: copper ion binding. NCBI's taxonomy places the organism in Eukaryota, Fungi, Ascomycota, Eurotiomycetes, Onygenales, Arthrodermataceae. Gene Ontology annotation, cellular component: mitochondrial inner membrane. The transcript is spliced from 2 exons.